Molecule: messenger RNA, 1508 nt
Organism: Egretta garzetta (little egret)
Lineage: Eukaryota; Metazoa; Chordata; Aves; Pelecaniformes; Ardeidae
Gene: MMP9
Product: matrix metallopeptidase 9
Exons: 10
Biological process (GO): proteolysis; extracellular matrix organization; collagen catabolic process
Cellular component (GO): extracellular matrix
Molecular function (GO): zinc ion binding; metalloendopeptidase activity
Source: RefSeq, a predicted model, not a curated record
AGAGCAAGCCGCAGGCGGUUGUCACCUUCCCGGGGGAGCUGGUCAGCACCCUGUCGGACCUGGAGCUGGCGGAGAGUUACCUGAUGCAGUUUGGCUACACCACGGAGGCAGAGGCGAGGACGGGCGACAAGCACGUGUCCCUGGCCAAGGCACUUCGCAAGAUGCAGAAGCAGCUGGGCCUGGAGGAGACGGGGAAGCUGGAUGCUGGCACGCUGGAGGCCAUGCGAGCCCCCCGCUGUGGCGUCCCUGAUGUGGGACCCUUCCUUACCUUCGAAGGGGACCUCAAGUGGGACCACAUGGACCUGACAUACCGGGUGACAAACUACUCCCCCGACCUGGACCGUGCCGUGAUCGAUGACGCCUUCAAGCGGGCAUUCAAAGUAUGGAGUGACGUGACCCCCCUCACCUUCACCCAGAUAUACAGCGGCGAGGCAGACAUCAUGAUCAUGUUCGGCAGCCGAGAGCAUGGGGAUGGGUACCCCUUCGACGGCAAGGACGGGCUCUUGGCCCACGCCUUUCCCCCGGGCCAGGGGAUCCAGGGUGAUGCCCACUUUGACGAUGACGAGUUCUGGACGCUGGGAACCGGCUUAGGUAAGGGCAGGGCCUGGCAGGCAGACACGGCGGUGAUCGGCGGCAACUCCCAGGGGGACCCGUGCGUCUUCCCCUUCACCUUCCUGGGGCAGUCCUACAGCUCCUGCACCAGCCAGGGCCGGCAGGACGGCAAGCUCUGGUGUGCCACCACCAGCAACUACGACACUGACAAGAAGUGGGGCUUCUGCCCAGACAGAGGUUACAGCAUCUUCCUGGUGGCUGCCCACGAGUUCGGGCACUCACUGGGGCUGGACCACUCCAGUGUGCGCGAGGCCCUGAUGUACCCCAUGUACAGCUACAUCCAGGACUUCCAGCUGGACCCGGAUGACAUCCAGGGCAUCCAGUACCUCUACGGUCGUGGCUCUGGCCCCAAGCCCACCGCCCCCGUACCUGUGCCCACUGAGGAGCCCCAGCCCAUACCCACAGAGGCCGGCAGCACCUCCACCACCGAGGAGGAGGUAGAGGAGGAGACACCGGAACCCACAGCUGAGCCCGUUCCCGUGGACCCCAGCCGGGACGCCUGUGCAGAGAGGAACUUCGAUGCCAUCACGGAGAUCAACGGGGAGCUGCAUUUCUUCAAGGAUGGGAAAUACUGGACCCUCUCGUCCUUCUGGAAGUCGGGCAUCCAGGGCGCCUUCUCUGUCGCAGAUACCUGGCCCGGCCUCCCAGCUGUCAUCGACGCCGCUUUCCAGGAUGUGCUCACCAAAAGGGUCUUCUUCUUUGCUGGUCGGCAGUUCUGGGUGUUUUCUGGCAAGAGCGUGCUGGGCCCCCGGGGGAUUGAGAAGCUGGGCAUCGGGAAGGAAGCCGGCCGCAUCUCGGGGGCCCUGCAGCGAGGCCGCGGCAAAGUGCUGCUCUUCAGUGGGGAGAGCUAUUGGAGGCUGGACGGGAAGGGCCCGAGGGGGGACAAGGGGGACACC